Molecule: messenger RNA, 2020 nt
Organism: Poecile atricapillus (Black-capped chickadee)
Lineage: Eukaryota; Metazoa; Chordata; Aves; Passeriformes; Paridae
Product: sestrin-3-like
Exons: 10
Coding region: 529-1818 (429 amino acids)
Biological process (GO): cellular response to leucine starvation; negative regulation of TORC1 signaling; cellular response to L-leucine
Cellular component (GO): nucleus
Molecular function (GO): oxidoreductase activity, acting on peroxide as acceptor; L-leucine binding
Source: RefSeq, a predicted model, not a curated record
GCGAUUGGCGCAGGCGGGCCCGCCCCCCGUGCCUGCCGCGGUGCCGGCUCUGCGCUGCCGGCGGCCGCACCGGGCGGGGGCACCGGCACCGGGCACCGGGACUGCGCUCGGCUCGGCACGGCACGGCAGGGCACGGCACGGCAAGGCACGGGCUCACCAUGAUCGUGUGUCCCCAGAGCGUGGAGCACCCCCGAGGAAGCCGAUGCCAGCGGCUGCCGGGGCAGGCAUAAAGGCCGGGCGAGAGAUACCGUCGCGGCACCGUCUCCAGCAAACGUUACCGGAGGAGCCACCGGUACCGACAGAGCCGCGGUCUCGCUGGGCGAAGGGAUAAGCCCCGGCCAGGCGGGGAGUGCGGCGGGGUCCGCCGGCCCCUCUCCCGCACAUCCCGGCGCUUUCCGGGCUCCUUCAACCUCCUGCCUUCUUUAUGUGUUCACGGCUGCAGGCCGGGAGCGCCGGGGCACCGUUACCCCUGCGGCUCCACCGGGCGCCGAGGGGACGAGGUUGGCGGUGGGUACGCAGGUAGUGAAGAUGUCCAGCAGUGACCCCGAGUGCCCCCAGUUCCUCUUUGUGAAGGUGCUGGCAAGCCGAGGGCGGCUGGAGGCGGUGACCCAGCAGAUGGGCUACCACCCACAGUACCUUGACAGCUUCCUUAAGACACAGCACUACCUGAUGCACAUGGAUGGCCCCCUGCCCUUUGACUGCCGGCACUACAUUGCCAUCAUGGCGGCGGCCCGGCACCAGUGCCGGUACCUGGUGAACCUGCACGUGCUGCAGUUCCUGCGGGCAGGGGGAGACCCCCAGUGGCUGCGCGGCCUCGAAUUCAUCCCCCCCAAACUCCGCAACCUCAAUGAGAUCAACAAGAUCCUGGCACACCGGCCAUGGCUCAUCACCAAGGAGCACAUUGAGAAGCUGCUGAAGAUCAGCGAGUGGAGCUGGUCACUGGCAGAGCUGGUGCACGCCGUCGUCCUCCUGGCACACUGCCAUGCACUUGCCAGCUUUGUCUUCGGCUGUGGCUGUGAGCAGGACGAGGGGCUGGGGGGCCGAGGCUUGCUGAAGCCACUGUCACUCGGGAACCAGUGCUUCUGCGAGGCCACUGCCGGCAACAGCUACAGCCAGGAGCUGCUGCGUAUCAACCGCAAGCGGUCCCUGGACUCCUGCAUGGACCUGGAUUCCCUCCGGGAACGCAUGCAGCGGAUCCAUGUGGAAACUGAGGGCAGGGACGAGAUGAGGCUGCUGCAGCAGGACCGAGAGGAAGGGCUCUCCCCUCUUGCAGAUACUGAUGGGGAAGUCACCGGUGCCACCAACCUUGCCUGCUAUAUGCAGGACCCUGACUUUGGAUACCAGGACUUUGCCCGGCGCGACGAGGAUCAGACGCAGGUAUUCAGAGUCCAGGAUUACUCCUGGGAAGACCAUGGCUUCUCACUGGUCAACCGGCUCUACUCUGACAUUGGGCAUCUCCUGGAUGAGAAGUUUAGGAUGGUGGAUGGUCUGCAAAGCAGUGCCAUGGCCAAGCGGCAGGGCUGUGAACCUUCUGUUUUCAAGCGUGGCAUUUGGAACUACAUCCACUGCAUGUUUGGCAUUAGGUACGAUGAUUAUGACUAUGCAGAAGUGAAUCAGCUCCUGGAGCGAAUGCUCAAAGUUUACAUUAAAACUGUCACCUGCUACCCAGAGAAGACAAACUCAGAAAUGUUUGACAGGUUCUGGAAGCAGUUCAAGCACAGUGAAAAGGUCCACGUGAACCUGCUCAUCCUGGAAGCCCGGAUGCAGGCAGAGCUGCUGUACGCGUUGCAGGCCAUCACCCAGUACAUGAUCUCCUAGAUGGUGGGAGCUGUGCUGCGGCGGGGCCGGGCAGCCUCCUCUCUUCCUGAACUCGUGCGGGACCCAUCAUGCUGGGACCGACAGCGAGGGAUUUCUUGAUUUAGUUUACUUGACUGUAUUGUUCCUUUUUGUUGGUUCCCCCCCGGCCUUGUGGGGGUCACUGAGUGGCCCUGUUACGUGCAAUUACCAAACUGUGAGGCAA